Corylus avellana is the source of this 987-nucleotide messenger RNA. NCBI's taxonomy places the organism in Eukaryota, Viridiplantae, Streptophyta, Magnoliopsida, Fagales, Betulaceae. The record is from RefSeq and is a predicted model, not a curated record.
AUGACAUGCUUAUCUUCAUUUCACUUGAAGGAAUGCAAGAAGGACAUCAGCUACCUCACAAAUCUACCAUUGGCAUCAAAAAAGCUCCAAAUUUUCCAUGCCGAUCUCAACCAACCCGACAGCUUCGACACGGCCAUCGAAGGGUGCGUCGGAGUCUUUCACCUCGCCCAUCCCAUGGAUGACGAUGGCGGCAAAGAACGGGAGGAAACUGUGACCGAACGGGCCAUGGAAGGAAUGAUGGGGAUCUUAAAGGCAUGCCUGAAAUCAACGACAGUGAAACGAGUUAUUUACACGUCGAGUGCAGCCACAAUAUUGUUCAACAACAAGGGUCAAAGUGUAACAGAUGAAAAUACGUGGAGCGACCUUGAUAUUUGUAGAAAUAGCAAGCUUGUAAAUCCUUCUUACUUGGUUUCCAAGAUCAUGACAGAGAGGCUUGCCCUAGAGUUUGCAGAAGAAAAUGGAUUGGAUCUUGUGACAUUGGUUCUUCCCGUGGUUGUUGGACCCUUCAUUUGUCCAACUAUGCCAUCCUCAGUGUCCAUAGCACUGGCUAUGAUCUUGGGUGAGCAAGACCUAUAUGCAUAUCUUAUUUACUCCUAUAUGGUGCACAUAGAGGAUGUUGCCAAUGCACUUAUCUUCCUUCUUGAGUGUCCUAAUGCUAAAGGGAGAUACAUCUGCUCAUCAGCCGAAAUAACGAUUCAACAAAUGCAUGAAUUUCUUUCUUCAAGAUACCAGGAAUUUCAAAUGCCAAAGAUUGACCAAUUCAAAGGGUUUGCAAGUUACAGGUUCUCAGGCCUCUCAUCGAUGAAGCUCUUGGAGAGUGGGUUCGAGUUUAAGUACGGUGUUGAUGAGAUGUUUGAUGGAGCAAUCCAAUGCUGCAAAGAAAAGGGCUUUCUUUAGUUCGUGCAUGCAUGGUUGGCAUAAGUUCUCACGUAAAUUAUAUAUAUCAUAAUUACAGUUGAGGACAAACCGUUGUUUUCACUCACGUUC